UACUUGAAAAGAUACAAAUGAAAUAGUGUAAAAUAUAGAGUCAUGAUUCCCAUUGUUGUUAAACUAAGUACUGUAUCUUAAAAAAAACUACCUCCUUUAUCCUUGUAUGUUUACUUCCCACCUUAAGCGGUGCAUGUCUAUUGCUAUAUUUGGCAUCUGUUACAUUUCCACAUUCAUUGUAUAUACCUAUCCUACCAUUAAUGCAGAAAAUAAUCUUCCAAAGCUUAAAUACCUGCUUCUGUAAUAACUUUUCUCUGCCGCAACUCUUCAUCUCUAAUUUAAUUUUAGAAAGAAAAGCAUUACCCUUAUCCCUUCCCUUCAUAAUUAUCCUCAAUAUUGGAUACUGCAUAAACCAAUUUUCUGAUGCUCUAGUUUUGUUAACUCACAUCACCUUUAUGUUUUACAUCUUAAAUCCCAGAGUGGAUGAUGAUGAUGAUGAUGAUGAUGAUGAUGAUGAUGCUUAUUAUUCUUAAUAACAUUUGGUGCUUGAGGGAAAAGAUCUUGUUUACAUUUUAAAAACAUACCAGAUUUUUUUUUCAUACAUCUAAAUUUGUUGUGACUUUCAGCUUGGGAUUCAUUUAGGCCUAUCGUUCAUUUUGAGAACCUGCAACGUUUACAUUUCUGAGACACAUACAAAAUUGCACUUUUCAUAUCAAGAAAUCAUUCUAGCUGUAUAGGAGGGAGAAUCAAGACUAGCUGUGCAUUAGGAAAGGCACCAAUUUUUUCAGUGUUUCCCCCAUGUUAAGAUUAAUAUUGAUUUUAAUCCAUUGGGAAGCCAAUAGACAUAUCUUUCUUUUUAAAAAAAUAAUUUUAUAAACUUGACAGCAAGUUUCUAAACAUGAGUGCCCAGCCUCCAACAGCAGAUAAGGGACUGAAUACAGCUCUUUUGUGCCAGGAAAGUUAUGCUUGCAGUGGCACCGAUGAAGCAAACUUUGAGUGUGAUGAAUGUGGAAGCCUCCAGUGCCAGCGGUGUGAGGAAGAACUGCACAGACAAGAAAGACUACGAAACCAUGAACGGACCCGAAUUAAAGCAGGCCAUGUCCCGUACUGUGACACUUGCAAGGUUACCAGUGGGAACAUCAUGCAAAGCAAUAGUGCAAGCUCCAGACAGAGGGCAGCAGUAAGGUGCCAAGCAUGCAAAAUUAACCUAUGUGUAGAGUGUCAGAAGAGGACUCAUGCUGGUGGAAACAAGAGGAAACACCCCAUUACUGUAUACCACUGUAGCAAAUCUCAGGAGCAAGAGGAGGAGGAGGGGAUGGAUGAGGAGGCCAAGAGGAAGAAGAUGACUGAAAAUGUUGUAAGCUUCCUGUUGGUGGAUGAAACUGAAGAGAUCCAGGUGGAAAAUGAAGAAGAAUUUAUCAGGAAACUGGACUGCAAGCCUGACCAACAUGUAAAGGUGGUAUCUAUUUUUGGGAAUACAGGCGAUGGCAAAUCUCAUACACUUAAUCACACUUUCUUCUAUGGUCGUGAGGUCUUUAAAACAUCACCAGCCCAGGAGUCUUGUACAGUAGGUGUCUGGGCAGCCUAUGAUCCUGUUCACAGAAUGGUGGUGAUUGACACAGAGGGUCUUCUUGGAGCCACUGUGAACCUAAGUCAGAGGACCCGGUUGCUUCUGAAGGUCUUGGCCAUUUCAGACCUCAUUAUCUACCGCACUCAUGCCGACAGACUUCAUAAUGAUCUUUUCAAAUUUCUUGGAGAUGCAUCAGAGGCCUAUCUAAAACACUUCACCAAGGAGCUAAAGGCAACCACAGCCCGUUGUGGUCUAGAUGUUCCACUGUCUACUUUGGGUCCAGGAGUCAUUAUCUUCCAUGAGACUGUAUACACACAGUUACUGGGUGCAGAUCACCCUUCUGAGGUGCCUGAGAAGCUGAUCCAGGACCGAUUCCGGAAACUUGGUCUAUUCCCUGAAGCCUUCAGCUCAAUCCAUUACAAAGGAAUAAGGACACAGAAUCCCCCAACAGAUUUCUCUGGGCUCAGGCACGCUGUGGAGCAGCAGUUAGAAAACAAUACUACACGUUCCCCUCGGCCUCCUGGUGUUAUCUACAAAGCACUCAAAGCAUUGAGUGAUCGGUUCUGUGGGGAGAUCCCAGAUGAUCAGAUGGCCCACAGUUCCUUCUUUCCAGACGAGUAUUUCACCUGUUCUUCUGUUUGCCUCAGUUGUGGAUCUGGAUGUAAGAACAGCAUGAACCAUGCAAAAGAAGGGGUGCCUCAUGAAGCUAAGAACCGCUGUAGAUAUACCCAUCAGUAUGAUAACCGAGUAUUUACCUGCAAGGCCUGUUAUGAACGUGGGAAUGAGGUCAGGGUGGUGCCCAAAACAUCUGCUUCUACUGAUUCCCCUUGGAUGGGCCUUGCCAAGUAUGCCUGGUCAGGGUAUGUGAUCGAGUGCCCCAACUGUGGAGUUGUGUACCGUAGCCGACAGUACUGGUUUGGGAAUCAAGAUCCUGUGGACACGGUUGUGAGGACAGAAAUAGUGCAUGUUUGGCCGGGAACCGAUUGCAGUCUGAAGGACAACAACAAUGCUGCCCAGCGUCUCAUAGAUGGAAUGAAUUUCAUGGCUCAGUCAGUGUCUGAAUUGAGCUUGGGACCCACGAAAGCUGUGACCUCUUGGCUGACUGAUCAGAUUGCUCCAGCUUACUGGAAACCCAACUCCCAGAUUCUGAAUUGCAGGAAGUGUGGCAUAUCUUUUAAAGAUAAUGAUACCAAACACCAUUGCCGGGCAUGUGGAGAAGGUUUCUGUGAUGGUUGUUCAUCCAAGACCUGCCCUGUCCCUGAACGUGGCUGGGGACCCACACCUGUGCGAGUGUGUGACAGCUGCUUUGAUAGCAGGGGCAUUCAGUUAGGUAAUCCUGACCUGACAAUAUUAGAUGUGCCUGAGGCUCCAACAGAUGAAGAAGGAGGAACAGUGAUAGCCAGGAAGGUUGGUGAAGCAGUACAGAAUACUCUUGGGGCUGUUGUAACUGCCAUUGACAUCCCACUGGGUCUUGUGAAGGAUGCGGCUAGACCUGCCUACUGGGUUCCCGACCAUGAAAUCUUACACUGCCACAACUGCCGGAAGGAAUUCAACAUCAAGCUGUCAAAGCACCACUGUCGUGCCUGUGGUCAGGGUUUCUGUGACGAAUGUUCCCAUGAGCGCAGAGCUGUCCCUUCCCGUGGCUGGGAUCAUCCUGUCAGAGUCUGCUUUAAUUGCAAUAAAAAGCCUGGUGAUCUUUAACCCCAUGGGCUUUUCUGGAUCCUCCGUAACAGCUUAGCUUCUCAGGGUUAGACAAAAGAACAGAACAAAACAAAACAAAAAUCACUGCUUUUAACUUUUUCUAGUCAGAGUGCAUGCUCUUGGAUCUCUGGGCUCUUUUUCAAGUGUGGAUUUCAAUAAGAUUGCCGAAUGACGAAGAGCCAAGACAAGGCCUGAUUUCAAACCAAUCCUAACAGUUCGGAUGUGCAGAGAAGCUUGAGAAAGAUGAGGAAUCCAUAAUCUAGUGUAUUAUAUACCAGUUAAAAGUAUGUAAUCUCUAUCUGUAUAAUAUAGUAUGCUAAGAAUGCAUCUAGUUGCUGAUGAAGCAUUGAUGAUUUACAGUUUAACAUUAAAGCAAAGGUGUGUGGAACUGUUUUUGAAGUGAAAUGGGUCAACCACACUGCCUCAUGAGUGCCUUGGAAUUCCUUUGUGUGAAGCAUUUGACUGCUUACGGCAUCAUAGGUUUGGAAAGCCUUCUAUUCCAGAGUCUGCAGUUUGGGGGAAAACACAUUGUUUGGGGUCCCUGAUUUUGGAUGGGGAAUCCCAGGCCUCUGAGUCUGGCUGUUUGUAACACCAUUCAUAUUUAUUUCCCCCCAAUUUGUUUUGUUCAUUUGUAGGACAAAAUCCAGAGGAAAUAAGUUUUCCCAGGGCUGAAAACAGCCAGAGGAAUUAAUAAGAAUAUCUUGUCUUUAUUCAGCAUUGCUCUGUAUACGCCGUAAUAAACUAGUGCUAUUGUGGGAAAAUAUGCUAGUUUGGUUAUCUUAGAAUGACCCUGGGCUAAAUACAGAAGUUUAAUGAAAAACAAACAACAGGGAACAACAGCCAAAGGUAGUCUGCUAACAGCUAUUUUAACUACACAUUGAUCUGAUGAGGCCUUAUGCCACUUGUCCACAUUUCCAUGCUUCAUUUUUCUUUUGGUGGACUCUCAUUUCUUCACACAAACCUUCAAUAGUAUGGAUCAGGAAAGCUCUCAUACCAUGUAGUGUAGUCAUUGCUUAGCAUCUUAGUAUAUAAAUUGACUUAAGUUUAAUUCUUAGAGGUGUCUGCGUGAACCACCCUUCAAGUACUCAAAUAAAGUAAACUGGAAAAUGCCAGUGUCCUCUUGAAAAGCAUAUGACACUGAGGCAUUAUUCUUUUUCAAAUAGUCCUGCACUGAACCCCUUUGAAGCAUAAAUCAAACUACUAAAAGAAAUUGUAGCAUUGCACUUUUCUGUAGUUUUUGGUUUCCAUGAUAACAAGCAAGAGGCUGUCACAAGCUAAAUUGGAUUGAAGAAUGAAUCCUUUCCUCCUUUCAGCUCCUAUGAGUAUGGCACAUUCCUUUGGCAAAGAUUGGUCUUCACUCAAAACAGUUGGAGUUUGGCAUGUUAAUCUGGGCACUGUUGUUUCUUCCAACUAUGAAUUAUAUAUCCUUGAUAUAAAUUCCUCUUUUGAACUGUAUUAUUAAAUUAAGUGCUGUAGAGGACUAUCCCUCCUGAACAAGAGUGCUGAUCUUCUGUGUACCUUCCUGAUCAUGCCUUGUCACUGGAAGUAAGAGACAGUUUCUGGCAUGCAUGCCAAAAGAUGAACUGGAUUAUGUAAUACUGAAUUCCUGCUAUCUGAAUCCCAUAUGGAUUAGGAUAUAUUUUGUAAUUAGAAGCUGAUAAUUUUUUUCAUGGGAUAGAGGUAGGGCAAAAGUCCUCUUGUAGAGAUUUUUCAGCCUAGGUACUGCACUUUGAAGUGUUUUUAUUUCUGACUCUGUGGUGGAAAUGGAAUUGUUUGUAGUCCAUGCCCUGUGUGUUGUCCCAUGCAUGUAGCUACUCUUGCCAUGUUACUGCACAUACAGAAACCUUCCCUAACAUUCCUUGUAUAAAAUCUUCACAUGUAAGCUUUGUUUCACUGA
Molecule: messenger RNA, 5108 nt
Organism: Sceloporus undulatus (fence lizard)
Lineage: Eukaryota; Metazoa; Chordata; Lepidosauria; Squamata; Phrynosomatidae
Gene: ZFYVE1
Product: zinc finger FYVE-type containing 1
Exons: 12
Coding region: 839-3211 (790 amino acids)
Molecular function (GO): zinc ion binding
Source: RefSeq, a predicted model, not a curated record